GGCGGGAAUUGUAGAACCUGUCUAUGUGCCUGAUGCAGGUAGCAAGCAAGUCGAGUUGUCAGCUAAGAGAAAUCAUUUUUGCUCCAUCACAUAUAUAAUAAUUCUACGGUUUGGCAUAAUGUCCCGCGUACUGAACGGCAUUGUCGCAGUUUGCCCUGACAUGGGCAUUGGCAAAAAUGGAAAUCUCCCAUGGCAUCCAAUAAGGCUAUGUAAUGAAUUCAAGCAUUUCCAAAGGAUGACAAUGACUCCCUCAGUUGAAGGAAAAAAGAACGUGGUCAUUAUGGGUAGGAAGACAUGGUUCUCCAUUCCAGCUCAGAAUAGACCCCUCAAGAACAGGAUCAAUGUUGUUCUCAGCAGAGAGCUAAGGCAGCCCCCAUCAGGAGCUCACUACUUGGCAUCUGACUUUACUGAGGCACUACGUCUUCUGGACACAACAGAUUUAGAUAAAGAGGUGGACCAGGUCUGGGUUAUUGGUGGCAGUUCGCUGUACAGAGAAAUGAUGGAAAGCUCAUGCAAAAGACGUCUGUUUGUGACCCGGAUCUUGCAGCAGUUUGACAGCGACACGUUUCUCCCCAACAUCGACAUGUCCAAGUACAGCCUGUUGUCCGGGUUUCCGGGGGUUCCGGAAGGUCUUCAGGAGGAGAAUGGUGUCCAGUACAGAUUCGAGGUCUACGAGAGCAUAGAUCACUGACCAGCACGCAUCCCUCAACACUGAAACUGAUUCUGAAAUAGAGCCCCCAAGAUGAUGCAGAAUUGCAAAUAUUGUAACUGCAAUUGUUUUUGUUUUCAUUCCUCUGUUCCCUCUCCGUGGAUGUAUUUGGUGUUUCAGUGCUAGUAUGGGGUCACAUUCUACGACAGGCCAGCUUAGUCUGUCAUUGCCUUGCAUAAGAGCGUAAUCCCAUGCUGUCUGUGCUGUACCUCAUUCCUCUAUAUUAGGAAACAGUGUUUAUAUGCAUAGCCUCAUGUGUGUGUCGGCCAACUCAGCUGGAUGCAGGGAGUGCUUUAGCACCACACUGUACAAUACUAGAGGACAUGCACCCAUCCAUUCCUGAUAAACAAUGUAGCUAUUUUUGACACACCUGGAAGAACCUGGAUCGUGUGUGUGUGUGUGUGUGUGUGUGUGUGUGUGUGUGU
Messenger RNA from Alosa sapidissima (American shad), 1134 nucleotides. It is a transcript of the gene dhfr, whose product is annotated as dihydrofolate reductase. The record is from RefSeq and is a predicted model, not a curated record. Gene Ontology annotation, molecular function: dihydrofolate reductase activity; NADP binding. Gene Ontology annotation, cellular component: mitochondrion. Lineage: Eukaryota; Metazoa; Chordata; Actinopteri; Clupeiformes; Clupeidae. The transcript has 6 exons. Gene Ontology annotation, biological process: dihydrofolate metabolic process; folic acid metabolic process; tetrahydrofolate biosynthetic process. The coding region runs from base 119 to 691 and encodes 190 amino acids.